AUGGUCAACUCCUGUUGUGGCUCUGUCUGCUCUGAGGAGGGCUGUGGCCAAGGCUACUGCCAGCCCAGCUGCUGCCGGCCCACCUGCUGUGUGUCCAGCUGCUGUAGGCCCACCUGCUGUGUGUCCAGCUGCUGCAGACCCAGCUGCUGUCAGUCUGUGUGUUGCCGCCCCAGCUGCUGCCGCCCCAGCUGCUGCAUUUCUAGCUGCUGCAGGCCUUCCUGCUGCCGCCCCAGCUGCUGCCGACCCAGCUGCUGCAUUUCUAGCUGCUGCAGGCCUUCCUGCUGCCGCCCCUGUUGCUGCCGCCCCACCUGUUGCAUUUCUAGCUGCUGCAGGCCUUCCUGUUGCCACCCCUGUUGCUGCCGACCCAGCUGCUGCAUUUCUAGCUGCUGCAGGCCUUCUUGCUGCCAACCCAGCUGCUGCAUUUCCAGCUGCUGCAGGCCUUCUUGCUGCCGCCCCUGUUGUCCCAGCUGCUGUGUGUCCAGCUGCUGCAGACCCCAGUGCUGCAGACCCCAGUGCUGCAUCUCCUUCUGCUGCCGCCCCACUUGCUGCCGCCCAGCAUGCUCUAGUUGUUCUUGCUGCUGA
This is a messenger RNA of Microtus oregoni (creeping vole), 582 nucleotides long. RefSeq names its product keratin-associated protein 4-2-like. Lineage: Eukaryota; Metazoa; Chordata; Mammalia; Rodentia; Cricetidae. The transcript has a single exon. The record is from RefSeq and is a predicted model, not a curated record. Gene Ontology annotation, cellular component: keratin filament. The coding region runs from base 1 to 582 and encodes 193 amino acids.